UCAGAGCGGUAGGUGGCAGUGUUUGCACCAUUCGAGUGAAUCGCUACCAACACAUUUCAGAAGAAGAAAUCCAGGGGUCUUAUCGAUAUUUACAAAUUGAUCAAGGAGCGCUUCUUGACGGACAUUUGGGUUGGCGAUGGACACACUUGAUGGCGGUGCCAGUGAAGACACAAAUGAAGCCGAGACUAUUGGGGCGCAGAGCCUGUAUGCGACGCUCGGCUUGUCAUCAGAAGAUGUGGAUGCACUUGCUCAGAUUCCUGAAAGUGAAAUCAGCGUAGAAACCCUGCCUAAUCUGAUCAUGCAGCUCAAGGCGAAGAGAGCCCAUAAAGAGUCAGCUACCGCAGACACCGACUACAGAGACAAGUCCAGAAUUUCACAGGACAAGCUGAAUACACCCGAAAAAUGCACCAGUGACAGAUGCAGAAGCCCCUUGACUUCUAGCUCAGCGCGGCGCUCUGGGAGCCACGGGAGCCAUGGGAGCCAUGAGCAUCAUGGGAGAGGGGAGGGGCAUAGGAAGGUUGAGAGGUACACAGGAGGAAGAAAGGACCUGGGUCACAGGAAGUCAUCCCGGGAAAGACAAAGUGGGGAUCAUGUGACUGAGGAGACGGAGUCUGGUGACAUCCCAAUGGUUUUCCCACACAAAUGCUCUCUUUGCAAGUGUGUGCUGAAUUCCAUGAAGACAUGGAAAGACCAUCUUUCAGGUGUCCGGCACAAAUUACGUGAAUCAGAACGAAGUACUCGCUCAUUUCCACCCCCUAAAAGACCCUGCAACUCUGACUGGGAUCAGUACAUGUCCACCACAUCAGACCACCUCUACCCUCCUAAGCCGAAUACAAGAGUGGUAGUUGCCAAGUUUCCUAUGGGUGCUGUGGCCGUGGGGGAGCUUUUAGAGCUUGGCAAACCAUUCGGGACAAUUGUGAAACACCUGGUGUUUCCAGCAAAGGGAUUUUUGGAGUUUAAUUCUCACAAGGAGGCUCAGAAUAUGGUCAGUCACUUCCAGUUGAAACCAGCCUUCAUAAAGGAGAGUGCAAUAAUCCUGUACUUAUCACCAACAGUGGAAGGCAUUUAUACACCACCCAAGUUUGAUGUGCCUUCACCAAAACGAACAAAACGUUCAAAUGCGCCUUCGGUGGUUUGUUUUUCACGUUUGCCUUCAGGGGAGGGCGUGGAGGCUGAAGUGCUGGAGCUUGCAGGCAUGUUUGGUGAGGUGUGGCAGUCAAAGUUCACUGACUGUAAGGCCUUGAUUGAGAUGGUUGACUGGCGUGAUGCUGACAUCAUGGUGAAGUAUUACUACAGUAACCCACUGAGGAUUCAGGGCAAAAGUGUUAAAGUGUCCAUGUCGCACAUCACAACCCUGAGAGAAAAUAGUCCAGAGUCUGUGACCAGAAAAUCUGACUCAAGCAAGUACAGCAGACAAAGAGAAGAGUCAACAUCUAGCAACAAGGACAAAAGCGACAGCUCAAACCAGGAAGCCACAGAGAAAGAAGACGAGUUGAUGGAAAGUGAAGACAAGGUUCUCGAAGAUGAGGAGGGAAUUCAGUUGGAGGAUGAACCUGGGCUGCUUGAUGAGGGGUCAGAAGGCAUUGUGGCUAAAACUGAGGUGAAAGAAAAAAAGGAAGAGGAGGAAAAGAUGGAAGAGGAGAAACCUACCACUGCUGAGAAGGAGAAUAGAGAGAGAGGUUCAGAGCAGAAUCAAGAGGAAGAGGGUGAUUUGGAUGAUACAGAAUUUCCAGAGAACAUAGAAGAUUUUGUUACAUUAGAUGAGCUGGACAACAAUGCAGGAGAUUCUUCUGUGCCAAAGUAUGAGCGAUGGCAAUGUGUAUUUUUCAUUCCACAAUCACAGGAUAGUAAAGUAGUGGUGGUGUGGCCUGUAAAGAAAACCCCUGACUUGAUGAAGGAUCUUUACAGUCUGUCUGCACCCUUUGGCAGUAUGGUGAAGCAUUCUUUAUCCACGUUCAAACAAGAGGCUAUGAUCGAACUGGAAACAGCUGAAAAAGCCCAGGAAAUGGUGCAGUUCUACAGCAAUCACAAGGCAACGAUAUGUGGCAGGCCGGUGUCUGUUUCCAUGUGCCUUACCAUGAAAACAAUAGAGAGCCCUAGUGGGAGGUCUGUUUUCAUCAGCUGUCUUCCCAACCAGAGGUACCUACGACAGAAAUACACAGACAAAUCCCUCUUCAAACUGACUAAACCUUUCGGAAAACUGACUGGCUACUCUCUGCACAGGUAUCAAGGAACGUGUUACAUGCAACUGGAAAGUACAAAGGCAGCUGAAAAAAUGGUUGCACAGUACAGUCGGAGGCCUUGCAAAUUUUGGGGGUCGGUGCUGAAGAUAGCUAUGUGCAGGAAAGGGGAUUCUCUGAUUCGCUGGAGAUACCCUGAAAAUGCAGAAGAAAGAGAGUUAAAAAAGGAAACUAAAGAAAUUAAACCAAGCACUGAAAGGACAGAAAAUGACCAGAACCAGCACAGUUCUUUACCGGAUUGUGAAGGUGUUGGUGGGGAUCCAGUUUGUGAAACUAAAGGUUCGGAAGAGAAUAGUCAACUGGACAAAACCCCUCUGAACCCUUAUCAACCAGACCAAAUUGUGGGUGUGAACUACGUCAUCCCAGUGACUGGCUUCUUUUGCAAGCUGUGUAACAUAUUCUACACUGAUGAGAAGAGAGCAAAAUCAGAGCACUGCUGCAGCCUUGAACACUACAACAACCUCAAGCUUAAACAUGCUGAAGUGGUGGAAGAGGCAGAUGGACACCCAGAUGGCUGAGUGAAAGAACACAAAGAAGACAAAGACAUUGUACUUUUGAGCCAUUGUUUUUUAUUUGUUUUCAUUCCAGUUAGUUUCCAUAUUCUUUCUGUUCAAAUGUUUUUUCACCAUUUUACAAGAGUGAGUGAGUGUGUGUGUGUGAGGCAGAUUUUGUGGACAAAAUUGUGUAGCCAUUGUGAUAGUUUGGAUGUUUAACUGUAAGCAGAAUGAACAUGUAUAUCAGCUAAAGGAGAAUGUUACACUAUGCUCUUGAAAUAAACUCAUGUUUGUUUACUGUCA
Molecule: messenger RNA, 3037 nt
Organism: Cyprinus carpio (common carp)
Lineage: Eukaryota; Metazoa; Chordata; Actinopteri; Cypriniformes; Cyprinidae
Cellular component (GO): nucleus
Molecular function (GO): RNA binding; zinc ion binding
Source: RefSeq, a predicted model, not a curated record